AUGUCAGCCAAAGCAGUAUUCUUAUUUGCCAUUAACGCCUUCUUCGUGCAGGCUAUCACUGGCGCAUGUUGGGGCAACGCCUUCAAUACAGCUUGGCCAUCUGGCUGGGCUGGGGAGGGCUUGGGCUGGGCCGGACCAGGUCUAGCUGAAGGCCCACUAAUUGAGGCAGGGCCUUGCGCCGGCAGUCCUUUUGGCGCUGGGUGGGCAGGUAACGGACUCGCUGGAGCUCCCAGAGGAUUCGCUGUAUCUAGUGCAUCACCUAUUCCCCCAGUUGGGAUGUCUAUAGCCUCUGAUAAUGCUAUCGAAGGUAUUUUAGCUGUUGGAGGAGAGGUGCCAUUCUUGGGUACAGUGGAACUGGAAGGAGCUCUACCAACCGCCGGUGCAGGUGCGGUAUCUUACGGCUGUGGUAAUGGCGCUGUAGGCAUUGUUGCUGAAGACAUUGCUCCUAUUGCAACCAGCUUGCCCGGACCUGGUUUUGGCUAUGGACCUAAUUGGGCCGGAGGUUUAGGCUGGGCUGGUCGAGGUAUCAUCGGACCAGAGCCACACUGGUACGACAGUCCUCAAAAAGAAAAUUUCGUUCCCCUAUUUCCCUUACCAAAAUCUGCUAUGCGCAAAAGAACUACAACUUCCUUGUGCCCUGGAUUUACAACCAAAUACUAG
Messenger RNA from Papilio xuthus (Asian swallowtail), 660 nucleotides. Its product is annotated as chorion class CB protein PC404-like. Gene Ontology annotation, biological process: multicellular organism development; chorion-containing eggshell formation. Gene Ontology annotation, cellular component: egg chorion. The coding region runs from base 1 to 660 and encodes 219 amino acids. The record is from RefSeq and is a predicted model, not a curated record. Gene Ontology annotation, molecular function: structural constituent of egg chorion. The transcript has 3 exons. Lineage: Eukaryota; Metazoa; Arthropoda; Insecta; Lepidoptera; Papilionidae.